Helobdella robusta is the source of this 432-nucleotide messenger RNA. RefSeq lists its product as hypothetical. The record is from RefSeq and is a predicted model, not a curated record. The transcript has a single exon. Bases 1 to 432 code for a protein of 143 amino acids. NCBI's taxonomy places the organism in Eukaryota, Metazoa, Annelida, Clitellata, Rhynchobdellida, Glossiphoniidae.
AUGGAAAUCAGCAAAAUCAUUGAAGCGAUAAGAAACACAAGAAACGGAGAUGCACAUCAAGCUUCUCCAACAGAUGGAACGGUAGCAAAGGAAUCUUCAGUUGAUCUUCCCCACGAAGAUUCACUCAAUACUUUAAUUAAGAAACCUGCAACAAACACUUUAGAAGAACCGGUUUCAAGUUCUGCACGGUUGACAGCUUUGGAAUCAAGUUCUCAACCACGUUAUGCCUCAGCCGAUUUGAGUUUUGAGAGCGUUGCCCCAAAAACAAGCUGUGGAUUUUUUUCUUAUUUCAAGAAAAUUUUAACGAAUAAACACAGAAGAAAAAAGCAAAAAUCAGAAUCUGCGUACAGAACACUUAUUUCUGUAUUUGUUGCCAAUUUUUUCACAAAAUCAUCACAGAAAGUUUUAUUGGAUCCUAUAGUAAAGCUCUAA